This is a messenger RNA of Xiphophorus maculatus (southern platyfish), 2511 nucleotides long. Its product is annotated as transcription factor IIIB 90 kDa subunit-like. The record is from RefSeq and is a predicted model, not a curated record. Gene Ontology annotation, biological process: transcription preinitiation complex assembly; transcription by RNA polymerase III; DNA-templated transcription initiation. Gene Ontology annotation, molecular function: RNA polymerase III general transcription initiation factor activity; RNA polymerase III type 3 promoter sequence-specific DNA binding; TBP-class protein binding. Gene Ontology annotation, cellular component: nucleus; transcription factor TFIIIB complex; transcription preinitiation complex. Lineage: Eukaryota; Metazoa; Chordata; Actinopteri; Cyprinodontiformes; Poeciliidae. Bases 179 to 2248 code for a protein of 689 amino acids. The transcript is spliced from 19 exons.
CACAUUUGGGCGCCAGUUGGGGAAGCUAAACACAGAUCAGAACCAGAAUCAGUAAUUGAUCCAUUAGUAUGAAUGGUUAUUGUUCGGAUGGGGCGAACAUGAAGCUCAGCUGCUAGAAUUCGAACCGCUCUGCUGGUUCUUCCCGCCUGGUUCCGGAACUUUACCCGGCACCGCCACAAUGAGUUCCAGGGUGUGUCGGACCUGUGGGGGGUCUGACAUCGAUGUGGACCAGGCCCGGGGCAGCGCAGUGUGCACGGGCUGCGGCUCGGUUCUGGAGGACAACAUCAUUGUAUCAGAGGUCCAGUUCGUGGAGGGAAGUGGAGGCGUGUCGUCCGCUGUGGGACAGUUUGUCUCCGCUGAUGGUCCAGUCAAAGCUCCACUCCUCGGUUCUGGUUUCCACACCGGAGUCGGAAAGGAGUCCAGAGCCCAGACGCUGCAGAACGGUAAGCGUCAGAUCCAGCAGCUGGGCAGCCAGCUGCAGCUCAACCAGCACUGCCUGGACACGGCCUUCAACUUCUUCAAGCUGGUCGUCAGCAAACACCUGACCAGAGGCCGGCGGACGGAGCACGUCAUCGCCGCCUGCCUCUACCUGGUGUGCCGCACCGAAGGCACGCCCCACAUGCUACUGGACCUGAGCGACCUGCUGCAGGUGAACGUCUACAUCCUGGGGAAGACCUUCCUGCUGCUGGCCCGGGAGCUGUGCAUCAACGCGCCCGCCAUCGACCCCUGCCUGUACAUCCCUCGCUUCGCUCACAUGCUGGAGUUUGGAGACAAGAACCACGAGGUAUCCAUGACGGCGCUCCGCCUGGUGCAGAGGAUGAAGAGGGACUGGAUGCACACGGGUCGCCGCCCGUCUGGGCUCUGUGGAGCAGCUCUCCUGGUAGCGGCUCGGAUGCACAAGUUUCGGCGCUCGGUGAAGGACGUGAUCGGAGUGGUGAAGGUGUGCCAGACCACUCUGAGGAAGAGGCUAACGGAGUUUGAGGACACGCCCACCAGUCAGCUGACCAUCGAUGAGUUCAUGCGGGUGGAUCUGGAGCAGGAAUGUGAUCCGCCGUCCUUCACUGCCGGCCAGCACAAAGUCAAGAUGCAGCAGCUGGAGCAGGAGCUGGCCCGGAAGCUGGACGAGGUCGAAGGAGAAAUCAGCUGCUACAAGGAGGAGAUCGAGACGGAGCUGGAAAAGAGCCGGCCCAAACUCAGGGGGAUCUACGCCGCCUACGCCAAGGAAAUGGGUCCGUCCAGAACCACAGCAGAUCCGGAGGAUGAGGACGUCCUGUCCUCUCCGGCUGACCCAGAGGACAAGGAGGGGGACGACGCCGCCCUGCAGGCCGCCGCCCAGCGGCUGACGCAGGACUUCCUGCGUCAGGUGAUCCAGGAGGAGGAGGGGGGCGGGGCGCCACAGGAAGCAGAAACGGAGGGAGCCGGGCGACCCACCCAGGGCGCCCCUCUGGCCUCCAUCCUGGGAAACGCCAGCCUGGGCCUCCAGGAGAGCUUUCACACCUUCGAUCCACCGGAACCGGACCAGAACCCAGAAGGGGAUCCGUCUCCGAGCGGAGAGCUGGACCUGGAAGGAAUCGACGAUCAGGAGAUCGAUAAGUACAUCCUGAACGAGAAGGAGGUGGAGGUGAAGACGGAGCUUUGGACCAAGCAGAACGCAGACUACCUGAAGGAGCAGAAAGAGAAAGAAGAGAGGAUCACCAAGGAGAAGGAACAGGGCACCUACAAGGAGAAGAAGAAGAAAUACAAGAAGCGUGAGCAGAUCGAGGCGGCCACGGCGGGCGAGGCCAUCGAGAAGAUGCUGGAGAGGAAGAAGAUCUCCAGUAAGAUCAACUACGACGUCCUGAGAGACCUGAACCAGCCGGCAGGAAGUCCCGCCUCCGAGCCCCCAGGGGGCGCCGCCGUCGUCCCGCGCAAACGCCUGAGCCGCCGCCGCAGGAAGGCCGGGAACGCCAACGCAGAGCUGUCCGCCAGCGCCACCAUGAUGACCAAGAGGUUCCGGCGCCUCAUUUCCUCCACACCACGGAAAAAGAAAGCUGCUCCACAGGUGGAAACAGCAGUUGCCAUGGAAACGGCAUCAGAGGCCGUGCCUGAAGCUCCUCCUGCAGCCGUUCCAGACGCAGGCCCCGGCCCCGUCGAAGCCCCGACCCCGUUAGAGACGGAGGAAGAGGAGGAGGAGGAGGCAGAGGAAGACUGCGUCAGCGCGCUGCAGCUGGUUGGAGAUUACGGCUGUGAGGAAGAGGAAGUGUUUUAGCUCCGCCCACCCUGAACAAACUCCGUCCAGCCAAUCAGAGGCCAGCAGGUCAAUCACCGAUGGAAGAACCAGAACUUAUCAGAACUUUUCACUUUGAGGUGUCUUGGACCCACCCGGAACCAGCAGAACCAGUGUGAGACAGAAAGUGUGUGAGAGACAGGAAGUGUGUGUUGCUGUAUUUUAAUGAUGUCAUGUGCGACCCGAACAGAAUCAUGACCCAGCAGAAACAUUCCAUAAUAAAUGGACUGAAAGUCCAGUCGGUU